UUACUCAUAUAAAUGUUUAUUUUCUACAAUUUGGUCAUCUUAAAUAUUGGUAUAUAUACGCGGCAUGAACAAACUACCAUAUUCAUUUUAAGUUUAUUUGCAGUUGUUUACAAUUUAAUCCGUUUAAAAUACUAUAUAUUAAAUGCAUACAAUACUUCGAGAAAUAUUAUUUUAUAUAAUAUAACACUGGGAAUUUUGAACUUUGGAUUUUGUUUAUUUUAAAUCAGAUAAUCGGAAUUUAGCUUUUGAACUGAGCUUAAUAUCUGGCAGUUAUUGGUCAAAGUUGAUAUCUAAGAAAAAAGUUCGCGUUCGAACUACAGCAAACAAAUUUUAUAUCGUUCAUUUUGUGGAUUGUUUAAACCGUUUCCAUGACGACAGACGGACGCUGUAAGUGCUCCCACGCGGGAAUGGCGAGUCACUUCUGCGAGGACGAGUACGCGUUCAUCUUUAAAGUGGUGCUGGUGGGAGACAGCGGGGUGGGGAAGUCAAACCUGCUACUACGAUACACAAGGAACGAGUUCUACCUGGACAGCAAAUCAACCAUCGGAGUGGAAUUCGCCACACGUACAGUGGAUAUCGAGGGGCGGUCGGUGAAGGCUCAGGUCUGGGACACGGCCGGUCAGGACCGUUACAGGGCCAUCACUCGCGCUUAUUAUCGAGGUGCCGUCGGGGCGUUUAUUGUUUACGAUAUUGGCAACCGGAUGUCAUUCGACAACGUGCCAAAGUGGCUGCGCGAGAUGCGCGCGCACGCGGAUAACCCGGACAUAGUUGUUAUGCUGGUCGGCAACAAGACGGACCUUCGACACCUUAGGGCCGUCAGUACGGACGAAGGAGCGACAUUCGCAGAAAAGGAGUCGAUGUUUUUUAUCGAGACGUCAGCCUUGGAUGCCAGUAACGUGCAUAUCGCGUUCGAAAACAUUUUAACAGAAAUCUUCAGGAGGACGUCAUCCAAGCCCCUAGCUGACCCGGAGAAGCCCCGGGCCCUGACCCUGGGCGGUCUGACCACGCCAAUUAAGCCCACAGAAGACGAAAAGCGCGGCAAACCUGUGCUCUUGCCAUGCUGUAAGAUCUGAGUUCUGCCGCUGUGAUUUGGGACAAUUUGUUGCAAAAAGAUAUAUUCGAGUGUUCCCACACUAACCGGUCGUAUACCAAACUGAAAGCUUCGAGUGUAAUUUAAGCCGGUUUGAAAUUGUGGAAAACUCCUUUUGAAUUUUGACCUUUAUUAGUUCGGAAAGUAAAAGUACCUUUCUUUUGCAUGAUAAUUUUGAACUAUGGACUUUGUCAAAAUCAAAUAAUUUUAGAACACCCCUGGUCGCAUAUAACUGCAUCAUAAAUACAGGGGAGAUAACUCGAAAAAUUGAUCUCGAUUUGCACCAAGUUAUCAAAAAUAACACACCUGACUCGGAGCUUUUUGACGAUACUGCACAAACUAGCCUACACUGCUGUUUUCAUGUUUUAUUGUAUAUGUAAAGUGUUUUAAGAUGAUUUAAGGGAAUUUCAAUCCCGAUUUCUUCUUGUAAGGGCAAACUGCAGUGAUUUAUCUCUUUUACCUUAUCAGAUGGUGUUAAAUUGUUAAACCUGUAUGAACCUACAUAUUCAUGCACUGUUAAACUAUUAUAAUUUGAACUUUAACUGAAAUGAUAUGGGGGGUUAACUACAAGCAUAUAUGCAUGAUUUUUAUUGAACUGCUAAGAAAUGAUAAUGUAUUGUCUAAAUAAUGGUAUAUACACAUAUAUAUAUAUAUAUUAAUGAUGGAAUGUUUUGGGUGAUAUGAUUGUAAAAAAUACAAGUUUUGCAAAUACUUGUAAAUAGACAUGUAAUAUAAAAAUUGUAAAUAGACAUUUGUUUUGUAAAUAUUUAUAAAUAGACAUGAUCUGUUAAGAAUGGUAAAUGGUCAUUUUUGUAGAGUAUUGUAAGUAUAUACAUGUUUUGUAAAGAAUUGUAAAUAGACAUGUUUUAUAAAGAAAUGUAAUUAUAUACAUGUAUAUUUAUGAUGAAAGAUUUUGAAUAUACAUGGAUCAGUGGAAAUGAUUGUGUAAAUAUUUGUGCCUGACACGAUUUUGAUGCAAUGAUUGUUUAAAUAAAUGUAUGUGGGUAUGAUUUUGACAGGGGGGUGGGGUGGCGUACAGUAUAUGACCUUUUAGCACGAUAUUUAAACCUGCACUCUCACCGAUACCGUUUUGGCAACUUCUUUAUUUUUUGUCUUGUGUAAAUAUCUGCAAACAAGUGAUAUAAGCCUGCUGACAAAAGAUCAGAUCGCAGAUUUUCAUAUUUCCGUUCGAAAAUAUUUUUUUUGGCUAAAAGCGUUACUAAAGGUUUAAGAAUAAUGUAUAAAACUUCAUGUUUUGAAAUUUUAUAUGAAAAUCUGCGUUCCGAUGUUUUGUCAGCAGUCUUAUAUCACAGGUUUUCUUGCACUUUCGCAGUUGUCCAAACGUUUAAUCUGUGAGAGUGCAGCUGUAAGUGAAAGCUUCGUCCCAAUAUAUGGUAAAAUAAAGUCAGAAAGUAG
Messenger RNA from Mya arenaria, 2506 nucleotides. Its product is annotated as ras-related protein Rab-11B-like. Bases 369 to 1073 code for a protein of 234 amino acids. Gene Ontology annotation, molecular function: GTP binding; GTPase activity. The record is from RefSeq and is a predicted model, not a curated record. Gene Ontology annotation, cellular component: endosome. The transcript is spliced from 6 exons. Lineage: Eukaryota; Metazoa; Mollusca; Bivalvia; Myida; Myidae.